Molecule: messenger RNA, 1037 nt
Organism: Phytophthora infestans T30-4
Lineage: Eukaryota; Oomycota; Peronosporomycetes; Peronosporales; Peronosporaceae
Exons: 1
Coding region: 668-1003 (111 amino acids)
Source: RefSeq, a predicted model, not a curated record
CGCAGCUUCCGACUCAAAAGCCAACCAAGCACAUCCACAAUGAUCCGACCGGUGUCGAAUCUGCAAAUGCAACGUCAGCUUCAAUCCCCCAGCAAGCCUCUGAAAUCGACCACGACGUCCUCUAAGUCUCCGAUCAAGAAGCACCUUCAGAAUGCCUCCACAGAACUCCCAUCGUCUCCUCUUCAUGGGGCCCAGAAAGCCAAACUACGUGCGUCAGUUCUUCAAGCAGUUUUGAACUUACUGGACCAAGACGUGAACGCACUCGCUGGAGCCCACCAAGUCCUCCAAGCCGCUGCCGCCCUACCCUUGUCCGAGCCCAACGUACAGCGUGCAACCGUCCAAGCUCUACGUGGCCUUCAUCAGUCAAUGUCGCCAUCGUUCGGCUACGACUCUGGCUCGUCAAUUUCCAACUGGGAUGCGCCGAUCCCACCGAGUCCACACAAACAAACAGAAACUUCAGACUGGAAUUAACUCAUUUCAUCACUGCAAGGAAUUCCUACUCGCCUGCGCUAACGAGAUCCACGAGCUCGAAGAUGUUCGUCCAGUGGACUUCGACUAUGCGUCAACUGUACAGUCCUCUAUUGACAGUGACGAUACUAGGGCUGAUCAGGGCUCACAGUCCUCCGACGCUUUGCACCGGACCGAGUACAUGCGCGACGUUGACGAGAUGUCAGCAAGUGAUCGAGGGGUUUGCCGCCAGGUGCUCCGAGCUCUGCACGCACACGCUCAGACCCAACGCCGACGUUCGAGUGCCCCGAACUUGGCGUUAAAGUUUCGUGUCUUCGAGGCACUCAAGCUGCAAGCGAGUCUUAUACCUAAGAGACUCGCCUUCCAGCGUCUCAAAAACGGAGGUCGCUCACGUUAUCAGCCCAGUUCGACGGCUCUUGGCAAGACCCGCAGAUCUCUGGACUUCCAGACGCUCAUGAUGCACCAUUCGGACGUGCUGCUUCUUAUCCUAGCUCUAGUGGUUUUAGCUAACCUGCCUGCCAAGUACAUCGUGUAGUAAACUCAGGUUACCAUCAGGUUUAACUCAGGCU